Podarcis raffonei (Aeolian wall lizard) is the source of this 863-nucleotide messenger RNA. RefSeq names its product synaptonemal complex protein 2-like. Lineage: Eukaryota; Metazoa; Chordata; Lepidosauria; Squamata; Lacertidae. Bases 273 to 527 code for a protein of 84 amino acids. The transcript has 4 exons. The record is from RefSeq and is a predicted model, not a curated record.
UAAUUUAGAAGAGUUAGAGGAAGAUGUAUUUUUCUCCAAAAUACUUGAGGAAGGAGCUGGCGAUUCGGAGGUCAUUGCUGCGUUUGAAAGUUUCACACACUUAUUGAAGAAAACGUUUUGGGUAACUAAUAAUUUGCAACAUCAUGCUUAUUUUAAGUGCACCGCGAGUUGCUUACAGACUGGCAUGAAUAUUUCAACAUGUAUCUUCACCUGCUCCAAGUAUUUCCCCCAUUCUAAUUUGCUGGCAUUGUGACUAGUCUAGGUACAAGAGGAUGGCGAUUUGUACCCAGAACGUUCUGAGGACGUCCGAACGGCAUAUUUUGGCAUUAUUGAAUCAGAUUCAUCAGAGCCGGCUGAAUGAACUGGAACACUUCCACAAGACAGUUACCCAGGAACUUGCCAAUCUCGAGAAGAGAACUCGGUUUCUUUCUAACCUUGAGAAGGAUACUUUGGAUACAGUCCAUGGAUUCAGAGCUGGCGGGAGCAGCAAAGAAUCUGGAGGACGCAGCCCAAAAUGGAAAGUUUGAGGAAGCAGAAGAUCAUGAGGAGAGAAGCAAGACUUCUGUCAUUGCCUCCGACUGAUUAAAAUUAAUUUAAGCUGACCCAAAGAGCUCUGAUCAGAUGCUGACAUGUCUGAAUCAUUUCUUAAAAUAUGCUGGACAAAUGCCUUCAGUCCAUAACUAUAAGCAAUUGUCUGUUAACAUGUACUCGAUGCUUAAAUAAGUUUUACUCUAUCUCUUUCCCACAAGGGGGUGGUGUUGAGGGGUUUCUGGUGCCAACAAUUUGUGAAAUGCAUAGCGUAGCUGAUAUUUCAGUUGCUAUCAUUCCUUCCCAUCCUUAUCUGUCAUUUAUAUUUUAUAUGC